This is a messenger RNA of Sphaeroforma arctica JP610, 1074 nucleotides long. RefSeq lists its product as hypothetical. The transcript is spliced from 2 exons. The record is from RefSeq and is a predicted model, not a curated record. Gene Ontology annotation, molecular function: RNA binding; structural constituent of ribosome. Bases 5 to 790 code for a protein of 261 amino acids. NCBI's taxonomy places the organism in Eukaryota, Ichthyosporea, Ichthyophonida. Gene Ontology annotation, cellular component: cytosolic large ribosomal subunit. Gene Ontology annotation, biological process: maturation of LSU-rRNA from tricistronic rRNA transcript (SSU-rRNA, 5.8S rRNA, LSU-rRNA).
GGGAAUGUCCCUGCCCAAAGUUUCGGAAGUGGUUAUCCGAAAGCGCAAGAGUAUAGCUGAGGUCAAAGCCAAGCGGUCUGUUCAGGUCAAAAACCAGCAAGUCAAGGCUAAGCAGGCAAAGGGCCGAAAGAAGAACUUCAAACGCAUUGAAGAGUUUGUGAUCCAGAACCGAGCCAAAAACGAGGACUCCAAACGUCUGGAGAAGAUCGUGAAGAAGGCUAAAAGUGCCAAGGUCAACCUUAGCAAGAAAGCGAUUGCCAAGGCUGCCGAGCCCAAAGAGAAGUAUGUAGCCACAGGCCUACCGGUAGUGUUUGCCGUGCGGCUGCUGCCUAUGAACGGUACCUGUGCCGAAACUCGCAAGGCGCUGCUACGCCUGAGACUGUGGGGACUAAAUACUGGCGCGUUUGUACGUCUGGACGAGAGAAACCAGAAGCUGUUGAAUAAGGUAUCCCCGUAUGUAGCCUGGGGUACACCCACCAACAAGACCAUCCGAGAGCUGGUAGUGAAGCGAGGCACGGGAAGGAUUGAAGGCAAACGCGUGCCUAUCACAGAUAAUGCGCUGAUUGAGAAGGAGUUGGGCGACAAGAACAUCAUCUGUUUAGACGAUAUCAUCCAUGAGAUAUCCACCAGUGGCGACCACUUCAACGACGCUAACAACUUCCUGUGGCCGUUUAAGCUGGCCAAGCCUGCUGAGGUGAAGCGAGCGGUUAAGGUCAAGAACCCGAAGACGCUCAACGUGGGUGGUGAUAAGGGCGAUGAGAUCAAUACCCUAAUUGGAGCCAUCAACUAGGCAGCAUACUCGAUAUUUUAUAUAUAUACCUAUAUAUAUAUAUAUACAUAUAUUCAUCUAAUUUUUCUUGGUCGAGAUUGAUGCUCUAGCUUGGUGGGGGAUCUACCGGUAUAAAGAUUUUGCUCCUGUCCCGAUAUAUAGAGAUAGCAUCGAUCGGGACAUGUUUGGUAGUUUGGUAAAUGUAUCUCUAGGCACCCGCCGUCCCCAACAUAUAUAAUUCACCGAUGUGAUCGGUGAUUUGUACAUAUUCCUAUUUUAUUCAAAGUAAAACUUCUGUAAACGUA